CGAUUAUUACUGAAAUAAAAAGCAAAGAGAGAGAGAGAGAGGUUUUAAACUUUUAAUUAAACCUUUUUUCUGCAAUUCACCAGAAACAUUCCGUUUCAGAUAAUUUGAUUUUUGAAUUUCCUUUUGCUCUCUCUCUCUCUGCUCGAUUAGAUCUGUUCCUGUGAUUCAUCGUCGCCUCACGCCGUUGCUUUCAUUCGAAAAUGCCGCCGACUGAUGCUGAGUUCGAUCCCAAAGUGUUGCCUCAGUCCGCGACGGGAAGGGAUUACACAUUCGCGAACGUUGACAAUCUGGAGCAUUGUGCAAAGUACUUGAACCAGACGAUGGUUACAUUUGGAUUCCCGGCCUCGCUCGAUCUCUUCUCCAACGAUCCGGUUUCUAUCUCGAGGACCUGUAAUUGCAUGUACUCGUUGCUUCAGCAGCGACAGCGUGACUUGGAGUUUAGAGAAUCUGCUAAUGAGCUGAGGCAGAGACAACAAUCGGAUAUAGCUAGACUUGAAGCUAAAGUUGAGAGGCUCGAUGCGCAGCUCCAACACAAGGACAGGGAAAUUGCAACGAUUACUAGGACUGAAGCGAAAAACACAGCGGCUUUGAAGUCGCAGAUUGAAAAGCUACAGCAGGAGAGAGAUGAGUUCCAAAGGAUGGUGAUUGGUAACCAGCAAGUCAAAGCUCAACAGAUCCAUGAAAUGAAGAAAAAGGAAAAGGAUUACAUUAAAUUACAGGAACGGUUGAAUCAAGUAUUGAUGGAGAAAAAGAAAGAAUCAAAGUCAGGAAUGGAGAUCAUGAAUUUGCUACAGAAAGAAGGGAGGCAGCGUGGGACCUGGAAUGGCAAGAAGACUGACACUGACUUCUACAAAAAGAUAGUGGAUGCAUAUGAAGCAAAGAACCAAGAGUUAAUGGCUGAGAACUCAAACUUAAGAGCACUGCUUCGAUCCAUGCAGACAGAUAUGCGUGAUUUCUUAAACGCUCCAAACGGGUCAGCUAAUCCUUCAUUGGCUGGCAAUGAGAAACGUGAGGCUGAUCCUUCACAAUCUCCGCUGGGUGGAAAGACGGAUGUCUUUGAUCUACCUUUCCGUAUGGCUAGAGGUCAAAUAGAAGAAAGUUUGCGCACUAAGAUGGCUUCCAUAAAGGAACGCAUGGUUCAGUUACAAGAUGCACCUAAAGGAGCUUCUGUCACUUCCGAAGCAACAGAGAGAGAGCUUGAACUUGAAGCUCAGCUAGUCGAGGCAAGAAGCAUAAUCCAAGAACAGGAGUCCAUAAUGUGUAAACACCUCCCAAAAUCAGAGCAGCGAAAGGGAAUCCAUGGUUCCAUUGACAGCUGAGCUACAGCGAGUAUGAGGAUGUUGGAACUCGAAAACCAUGGAUCCAAGUGAAGUUAGUUUGCAUUAAGAGACUGUCAGAAAAUGUAGUAGUCGUGGUAGUAUUGUAUUUGACCAUCACCAAACCUCUCUCCUUGGAUUAUCUUAGUUAUGUAUAUUCAGCUUUUAGUUGUGUCACUAUCAAAGAUGCUUACUCCUUUUGGAGAAUCAAAAUCUUUUUUUUUU
Brassica oleracea var. oleracea is the source of this 1541-nucleotide messenger RNA. Its product is annotated as afadin- and alpha-actinin-binding protein. The record is from RefSeq and is a predicted model, not a curated record. Bases 201 to 1319 code for a protein of 372 amino acids. NCBI's taxonomy places the organism in Eukaryota, Viridiplantae, Streptophyta, Magnoliopsida, Brassicales, Brassicaceae. The transcript has 16 exons.